This is a messenger RNA of Drosophila willistoni, 3639 nucleotides long. RefSeq lists its product as uncharacterized. Lineage: Eukaryota; Metazoa; Arthropoda; Insecta; Diptera; Drosophilidae. The coding region runs from base 78 to 3530 and encodes 1150 amino acids. The record is from RefSeq and is a predicted model, not a curated record. Gene Ontology annotation, biological process: mitotic cell cycle. The transcript has 9 exons.
UCUUUUUAGCAUUUUUGUUUAAUUUUUCCGCGCCGAAUUGUGCAAUAUAGAAGGUGGUGCCGCAUUAAUUUAACAAUAUGGACAAGUUCUUGCAACGCCAACCCUCGUGGAAAACCAAAACCUAUGACAGUUUUGUGGCAACAGCGGCUAAAAAAAAUCAUCAGGAUCAAGCCCAAGCUGCAGCGGCUGUUUCGAGUGCUGCAAAUCGUCGACCGUUGGGCGAGCACCCAGAUUUGAAUUUAAAGAAACUAGUUUCAGACAAUCCAAAGAGAAAUGAGAAGUUCUUGGACGCACAAUCGUCAAGCGAAUCCAUAGCGGUCUUUCCCAGUCGAGCAGUCACUCAACUGAAUCAGCAUAAAGAGAACGUUAAUGUUGCGGUAGUUGCACAAAUGUCGACGCCAACAACAACAAAGCCAAAACCAUCCACCACGGAUACGAUAACACCGACUACAACUCCCAGAUAUCAACACAAUGAUCCUUAUUUAAUACGCCUGCAACGCGAUCUCAAUAGUCCUAAUGCUGCUCUCCGAGUUCGUGCCAUGCAAGCCUUGAAGAGUCCCUCCAAGGCUGCCGCUUAUCACACCUUUGAUGUGCCUUUAGCCGAGCAGUCGAUCAUCACGGCGGAUGAACGGAAUCCCAAGCCACUUCCGACCCUUCGUGAUAUACUUGCGAAUGUUGUAGUUUAUGUGGAAGUGCGUACAGGUAAUGAUAAUCGCUCUGAGGGAGUCAAAACAAUAAUAUCGAAAAUGGGUGCCCAAGUCAAUGAUCGUCUUUUACGGAAUACGACUCACGUCGUCUUCAAAGAUGGUCUUUUGUCUACAUACAAAAAGGCUGGCGAAUGGAAUAUUCCAAUUGUAUCAAUAUUAUGGAUUGAGGCGUGUAAAGUACAACGACGGCUCUGUGAGCCUGAACAAUUUCCGAUCAGUAAUCUCCAUAAAUAUGAAUAUCCUGAACUAUUUGGCAAAAUAACGCGUGUACGUUGUAUGCAACCCGAUUCGGAGCUAAAUAAAAGGCAACGUAAGCGUCAGGACACGCCCACUUCAAAGGACAAGGAGGCUGUAGAAACACCAAAAUCCACACCAAAGAAUGACAUUACGCGUUUUCUUAAGAUCCUGAAGAACAAUAAACAUCUUGCUGUUGCUUCUCAGGAUGAUGAAGCUGUGGAAUCGCCAGCCACUAAAUUGUUAAACAGAAUAAGCAAUGGCAGCUUCACACCUAGCCAUGGACAGCCUGGUGAUGGCAAGUCAAAAUCCAAUGGAAGCGGUGAUGCUAUUGCCAUUAUAGGGCAAGACAAACCCACAUCCCAAAAGAGUUUAAUCUUUACGGAGGAAAGUGCUCGUGGAGAUGAGGUGGUAGUAGUACCAACACCAACUAAUCGACCACGACGCAGCACAGUGGAGCCCGCGCCUGUAUCAACGCCCACCCCAAAGGCCGCCAAUCGACGGCGUAGCUGCAGUAUAGCUGGAGAACUGCAGCAAACACAAGUUGGCAUAACAGCUGCAGCAUCAGAGCCGAGAAUGACACGUCGCCGGUCUUCCCUGCAAUUAGCAGCUAAUGAUUCUCCAAUGGAAUUAACCAAAAAACCAGGAUUUUAUUCCAUUCACGAAGAAGCUGAAGAAACACCGACAAGAUCUACUCGACGACGACGUAGUUCUACGGCAAGUGCCACCAAGCAGUCGUCGUAUCAGCCCAUUAUGGAAGAGCCACAACCUAUGGUAACGAGACGGCGUAGUUCUUUGCAUGUACCAGCUAGUGCUCCCAUGGAGGCAAUCACUAGCAACGAGUGCGUAUCGAGCGCUGGACGACGGCGCAGCAGCUCUUGGCAUCAAGCCACAAGUUCGUCUAAGGAUGCAUUAAAAAAAACUUUAUUCCAUCCCAUUGCUGAAGAGGCGCAUACCGAAGUCACAAUGGAAAUAAGCAACGUGGCCACUCCUGUGGCAGCACAAGAAAGACGUCAGACGGUGUAUACCCCGCAACAGAUGGACAUUAGUCAAACGAACAUUAGUACUCGCAGCAUAACAACAUCCAGCACUGAGCUAAGCGAAAAUAACGACCACAUGGAACUAACAAUGCUCCAACAGCGAUCUCUGGUCAAUGUGACUACACAAACCUCGCAAUAUAGCGAUGAAGAGCCACUAUUUAGUUCGACCCGUCUGCCAGUCUCUAGGGUUAGCAGCAGCAGCAACAAUACUACAAAUAAUCGUCGCCGUACCAUAUUUAGUUUGGAUAUGCAUGUCAUUAACGAAGGAAUUGAUAGAAUUAAUCGUUCAUGUCAGCGGCGUUCUCUAGCUUUGGCCAAUGAGGCCGAAUUGGGUGAAUGCCACAAAGUGCAGACACCGAUAGCCAUAGUGGAGCAAGAAGUAGAAAAACCACCGCAGGCGGUGCAAGACCCAGCCACACCUUCCGAACCGAAGAGACGACGACUCUUCACUCCGAACGAAGAGGUUAUCAUUUCACCACCAAAAUCCAAUCGAAAAUCUCGUCUGAGCAUAUGUAAUGGACAACCUGGCUCUGCGGCCAAACGUCGCCGCACACUGGCUGCGCCAACUACUAGCAAGUCCUCAGAAACAAAGGAGACCACAACUAAAUCAAGCGUCACAGAAACACCAACGCCCCAACAACCAACUGUCGAAAAGGAAGUAACUAAAGAGACUGGACCAAGCAAUAUAGCAUUAACAGAAGUAGCAAGCGCUGAUCAAGUAGAAGUUUUUAGUACCCCAAAAGGAUCAUCGUUGGACAUUAAUACUGAUAGCAAUUUAACUGAUUCCACCAAUAUACCGACCACACCAUCGGCGAACACAGAUGGAAAGACAUCAACUGCUAAACGCCGUCAAAGAGUGAUCCGUACGCUGGUCCAUACUAAUAUGCAUCAAGAACAGAUUCAUGUUAUACACAAGGCCCUACGUAAACUGCACGGAAUGCGGCUGGAUCCCACGGUAACCAAACGCACCACUCAUUUGGUGAGCCUAGAUCCCCGUCGAACAUUGAAUCUUCUGCGUGGCCUAAUGCGCGGCGUUUGGAUUGUAAGCUAUAAUUGGAUAUUGGAAUCUUUGCGCUCCGGCAAAUGGGUUUACGAAGAGCCAUACGAAUUGAAAGUAUUCUCCCGAGCCGUGGAGAUUUGUCGCACCGAACGUCAGGCGUUUGGAAAAGAUUAUCGUUGUGAACUUUUCCGUUUUAUGGAAAGCUUUUACGUGUCAUCGCAUUGUCAACCGCUGCAAUUUAAUAAUGUAAAAGAGAUAUUGAUGCUGGGCGGGGCCAAAAUCACCGAGAAUCGUUUUAAGGCCAAAUAUAUCAUUGGGGAUAAGCGACGUGUUGAAGAUGAUCGUCUGUAUUUGUCUGUUAACUGGGUGCUUGAUAGCGUUACGGCCAUGCAGAUACAGAAAUUCGGAAAAUAUCUCAUGAAGAGCGCCAUUGUGACGCCGGCGGGCAUUAGGUACGAUAAUCCUCCAACGGUGGACAGUAGUCCAGCAUCCUCCAAUAGAAAACUUCAUGUGUGCUAUAGAGAUCCUGUGUUGGUAUUAAACAAAUAGUCUAAAAAAAUAUACUUAUGUUUAGUUUAGCGUUUAAGUCGGAUUAUACAAAAAUUUAUACAGAAAUUAAAUUAUGUAUUUAUAAAUAUCUCAGUAAAAACCAAUAAGU